UACCAGAUUUCGUCAUCGAUGGGAAGAAACAUGGUAAACCAAUGUCGUACAGAACACAACAGAAAUGCUACACCGAUUGUCACUGAAUGGUAAAAUCUAGAUAAUGCGCCGAGCUGAAGCAGAAAUUCUACAGUUAUAAGUAGAGAUAUCAUCGCAAUACUUGAUUCAGAUGUUUAAUACUGGAUUCUACACUGUGAGUUGAAGUGCCAAGAUGUUUUCCUUCCGACAUUUAUUCACACUUCGUCAGAUGGCAAUGCAAAUGGGCCUGAGAAGAUCAGUCCAAAGGCUUUCUAGCCACACAAAAUGGGAACAGCAUUCUAUUCAUGAAUGUUCAAAUGUUAGACUUCUAUCCACAAGUGAAUAUGAGAAGCUUAAUGAAUUUGCAAACCCAGAAAUGAAAAACGCACCUGAAAAACCUGUCUCAAAUACAUUUCUUUGCAUUACGCACAUCUUAGAAAGUACUAAUAAGGGAGGGAAAGAAGAGGCUGAAAAAGUCUUCAAUGAUCUGGUCGAAGGAUAUCAGGCCAAUGAUGAGAAAAGGAAUCUUAAGGCUGUGUUUGACACGCUGGAGUCAGUCAUUGUAAAGGGAGAUGUUCAUUGGUUCAAACAUUUACAGAUUCUUCAGACAUGUAAAGAAUUUAGAGGACUAUUGGAGAAAGUAUUUUUCUCUUUAUCUAAUUAUAAUGAACACGAUUUGUUGAACCUAUUAACUUGUCAGCUGACUUUCCGGAUUUAUGAUAAAACACGUGAAGCAAAACUUUGGGAAAAUGUCCUUCCUAAAUCAAAUAAACUGAAUAUUUCUGGUUUAAUUCGGCUUCACCAUAUGUCUAAAAACAGCAAAGACAAUAGUCUCCAAAACCAAAUAUCAAAACAAAUUGCAAGGCGUUGGAUGGAAAUAGAAAAGGUCAAUGAACUUAUUUCUGUCAUGAAAAUAAUGAUCCUAGAAAGCAAAAAAUCUUCUGAAGCUUCUGUAUUUGAUCAUUUGGAAGAGAAAGCUUUGCAGAAAGCGGAAACAUUGAAUCUAGAGGAAAUAACUCAACUUUUUUUUGCAUUGCGCGCCUCAGGAAGAAGAAAUUUACCUUUGAUCAAAUCCCUGGCAUACUGUAUGAAGAAGAAAAUGUCAGAUGACUUCCCACUCAAAUCCACUGCUUCAGUUUUUACAAGCAUUAGUAAACUUAACUUCCAUGAUGCUGCCUUGCUAGGACUUCUGAGUGACCAUGCUGUCAUGAAGGUUAAUGGUGUUCAAGAAAAGAAAGAAGCUGUGAAUUUCCUGUCAAUCAUUUUAAUGUCUUGCGCCCAUUUGAGAUGGUUCCCACCCAACCUUGAGAAAACAAUUCAGUCUCACUUUGAGGAGUUUCCAAACCAUCUUAAUCCUGUCCACCUAUGUUUUGCAAUCUGCAAUAUGAGUAAGUUGCACAGCUUCAGUGAGAGUGAGAAGGAGAUGGUACGGAACAUGGUGGCCAAGUUGGAGGAAAAGGAAAUUGAAAAGAGCCACCCGGUUGUGUGGUUGAACUUGGCAUUGGCGUUGGGAUGGAACGACUGCUCUGUAGACUGGGUCUUAUCUUCAGUGCUAAAGCAAGAUUUUGUAGAUAACAUUCAAAAAAAUUUCCCCACCAUGGUAUCAGUUUUGCGACAGUUGGAUUACGAGGCCAGUUUUGCCUUUCCUAAUUUCCAGGGGCCAAGACUAGAUCUUGGAGGUCAAAAGCCAGAGAGGACUAAUACCAAGCAAGAUUCCCUGGUUACAGAUGUUAUAGACAUAACACAUGUGCUGGAUAAACAAAUGGAUGAAAGUGUACAAACUAGGAUCAUGACUUCACAGGGGCAUGAGAUAGAUGCCCUGGUGUUGGUUGGUAAUGAUAAAAGAGUGGUUCCAUUCUCUAGCAGUGGAUCCAAUUUCCACAAGGUAGCCAUAAAGGUGUUGAAGUUCCAGGACAUGAUUCAGCCUGGCGUGGUCCCUACCUCUGAGAGCAGAAUGUGGGUGAGGCACAUGCAGUCACUGGGCUACAAACUUGUAGUGAUUUCUUACAAUGAAUGGAAGUCUUUGCCUGGAAACAACUCCAAAAUGAUGUAUCUUGAGAAAAAGAUUACAGAAUCAAUAUCAUAGGGAAAUCUAAAUUAUCUUAAAUUUUAUGAAUUAUAAAACUGUUUUAAUGUCUUAAUUGUCAGAUAUAAAUGAAAAUAAAAUUAUCUUGCAUAA
Molecule: messenger RNA, 2197 nt
Organism: Magallana angulata
Lineage: Eukaryota; Metazoa; Mollusca; Bivalvia; Ostreida; Ostreidae
Product: FAST kinase domain-containing protein 4-like
Exons: 8
Coding region: 212-2104 (630 amino acids)
Source: RefSeq, a predicted model, not a curated record